Glycine soja is the source of this 3463-nucleotide messenger RNA. RefSeq names its product serine/threonine-protein kinase D6PKL1-like. The transcript has 3 exons. Gene Ontology annotation, molecular function: ATP binding; protein serine/threonine kinase activity. The record is from RefSeq and is a predicted model, not a curated record. Gene Ontology annotation, biological process: protein phosphorylation. Gene Ontology annotation, cellular component: plasma membrane; cytoplasm; nucleus. The coding region runs from base 685 to 3168 and encodes 827 amino acids. Lineage: Eukaryota; Viridiplantae; Streptophyta; Magnoliopsida; Fabales; Fabaceae.
AAGUGUGAUGUAUGUGCGUGAGUGUGUCUCUGCAACACAACACCAUGUGUUAAUGUUGUGCACAGUACACACAACAUAACAUAAAUCAUAGUAAAUGCUUUUUUUUCUUUCUUUUUUCGCCAUUGCAUUAGAUUACAUUACAGAGAAAAAGAAAGAGAGUAGUAGUAGGUGGUAGGAGGUGUAGUUAAUAGGAAUAGCUUCUUGUUGAGAGAGAGAGAGACUGUGUGUGGCACUCACUGCUCUUUCAUCCUUCUCGUGAUUAUCAUUUCAACCUUUUCUGUUUUCUCUUUCCUCACUCUCACUCACCCCUUUUGCUUUUCCUUCUCUCUCUGUGUCUGUCUCUUUCAAGUUCAAACCUCAAACCCUAGCCGUAGCCUUUUCAAUCUUUCAUGCUCCUUCUCGGUGAGUUACUUUGCAUAUGUUACGGUUUUUGGGGUCUUUCAAUUCUCCUUCACGCCGCGCUUUCUGGGCUUCUGGGGCUAUUUCAGGUUUGGUGUUAUAAUCAUUAAAGAGAUUCAAGGCAACCAAUUGAUUUGGUGGAGAACUAUGACUGAAGAGAAAUCUGGAGGAUGCCCUUUGCGGUUUUUUACUUCUGUGCAGUCCUCUGUGGCUCGUCUUUAAAAUUGGGCUAAAGCUGAGUUUCCUGUUUUUUGUUCAUCAAUUUUUAAAAUACAUCUAUCAAAUAUGGAUACCUCUGGUAAUACAUGUGAGAUAGUGGAAUCAAGGGAAGAGAUAAUUUCUGAAUUCAAAAUGGAUGAAAAGCCUGAGAGUAGUUGUGCUCACAAAUCAGGAAAGAAGUAUUCGAUUGAGGAUGAUAUUAAUCAGCUUUUUCAGGCUAUUGAAAUUAAAAGCUCAUCUAGAAGUCGUAGUUCAUCACGUUUACAAAAGAGUGCUCUUAAAAGGCCAAUAAAAGUUACUUCAUCUCAGGCAUCAGGAAUUGGCAUCUCAGAGCCUGUAAGUUUAAAGCAGGCACUUAGAGGGUUGUGCAUCUCUCAGGCCUCAGAAAUGGCUGCUUUGAAGAGACUGACUAAGCCAUGCAGUUCAUCUAGAGUAUCAGAGGCGGGCACCAUCAAAAGGUUGUACACGGCAGUGGUAGAUGAGGGGAAAGGGAACUUGGUUGAAAUUUCUCUUGUGCCAGAGAUAUCUGCACCUUCUGAUAAAUUGUCCGGUGUAACUAUAUCAAGUUCAAGUGAUAAUCAUGCUAGUCCUUUGGUUGAUGCGACAAAACCAAAAGAAAUGAUAACUGGGUUUGCAUCCCAAUAUCAGAUUGUUCCUCUACCAUUAGAGGUUGAGGGUGAGGAAUUAAUCACGGGAACUGGAAAACCAAUACUUGCAAAUUUGUCACCAGUUGCCUCUGCAAGUGAAGAAGUGCCAGAGGCCAGAAUGCAUCAUGCUUCCUCAAGCAAAGCUUCUCUUGGUUCUUCAUUGCCAGAUAAGGGGCAUGAAGCAAAUUUACCUUCUGCAUCUUGUCCUCCUAGCUCUAGCACUGGUAAUGGAGCGGAUAAAUCCACAAGCAGUAAUACAUGUUUGUCAAAGCCAAUAUUCAAUAACUUGAACUUCCUUAAGAAAAAAGUAAAGCAAGAUUUAAGUUCUGCCUCUAGUUGCUCUACUCCUUGUACAAGUAAUUUGGACAAGGAGGGUGGCAAUUCUGAUUUGAAGCAUGAUGUGAAAGACAAUGAGAAACAGUCGCCUAGCAGUUCAAAUCAUAGCAUUGAAGUUAACUCAAUUAAUGGUGGUACAGAUUCAAGCAAAUCUGGUUUCAGCUUGAAUUGCAAUAAGAGAACUAAGUUUCUGGUGACAAAAGUUGAUGAGAAAUCAAGAUCAAAGGAAAAGGGCGAGUACUCUCAAAGCUCAAAAAGUAGCAUUGGUGAAUAUAGUAGUAGCACAAGCAUCAGUGAGGAAAGCAGUCUAAGUGGUUCCAGUCGCGGUGGCCACAGGCCUCACAUGUCAAAACACUUGAGAUGGGAAGCUGUUCGUGCUGUUCAGCAGCAACAUGGUAGUUUAAAUUUGAAGCACUUUAAGCUGCUAAGGAGGCUUGGUAGUGGGGACAUUGGAACUGUUUAUCUUGCAGAACUAAUUGGUACCAGCUGCCUUUUUGCACUCAAAGUGAUGGACAGUGAAUUUUUGGCAAGUCGGAAGAAAAUGUUCAGGGCCCAAACUGAAAGAGAGAUCCUUCAGAUGCUGGACCAUCCAUUUCUUCCUACACUUUAUUCCCAUAUUGCAACAGAUAAGCUCUCUUGCUUGGUUAUGGAGUAUUGUCCAGGCGGAGAUCUGCAUGUGCUGCGACAGAGGCAACCAUACAAGAGUUUCUCGGAACAAGCAACUAGGUUUUAUGUUGCUGAGGUUCUUCUUGCCCUGGAGUAUUUGCACAUGCUGGGAGUUGUAUAUCGAGACCUAAAGCCAGAAAAUAUCCUAGUACGAGAAGAUGGACACAUUAUGCUGACAGAUUUUGACUUGUCACUCAGGUGUUCUGUCAAUCCAAUGUUAGUCAAGUCAUCUUCACCUGACACAGAGAAAACAUCCAGUCCCUGUUCUGAGGCUAGUUGCAUACACCCUUUCUGUCUCCAACCAGAUUGGCAAGUUUCCUGCUUUACUCCCAUUCUGUUAUCUGCCGGAAUGAAAUCUCGGAAGAUGAAGGCUGACAUAGCUUCUCAUGUUGGUCCUCUGCCACAGCUUGUGGUGGAGCCUACCAGUGCACGGUCUAACUCCUUUGUUGGAACCUAUGAAUAUCUUGCUCCGGAGAUCAUCAAAGGUGAGGGUCAUGGGAGUGCUGUAGAUUGGUGGACUUUUGGUAUAUUUUUGUUUGAGCUUUUAUAUGGUAAGACUCCCUUCAAGGGCCAAUCAAAUGAGGACACAUUAGCCAAUGUUGUUUCACAAAGCCUUAAGUUCCCGGGUACUCCAAUAGUCAGUUUCCAUGCAAGAGAUUUGAUCAGAGGAUUGCUGAUAAAGGAUCCUGAAAAUCGAUUAGGUUCUGUAAAAGGUGCUGCUGAAAUAAAGCAGCACCCUUUCUUUGAAGGCCUCAACUGGGCUCUAAUACGGUGUGCAGCUCCACCAGAACUCCCCAAGUUCCGGGAUUUUGGAAGUACAGCGCCAUCUGUGGCUGCAAAUAAGGAGAAUGCAAAUGAUUUAGAGGAUAUAGAAGACUGUGAAGAGUUUGAGCUGUUUUAGUUAGAGUCAUCUUCUCUGCCCUUUCCAACCCCGUUUUCUUUUUCAUUUCUUCUUAUGAGGGGUACGAAUUUGAAUUGAAGUUGACUUGGUUUCAAAACUCAUACUCAUCCAUAUAACACUUAGUAUAGCUUAUAGCAUAAAUGUAAUCCAAACCUCGUGACAAAUAGAUAGAUUAGUAUAUGUUUAUACUGUACUAGAAGUUGCAAAUCAAUAAAGGAAACAUGAGAUUUCAUUGGUUUGUCUGCUGGCAAUUUUAGCCUCUAUAUGAUAUUAUCAAUGGAUUUUUCUUUCCCUU